GUCAAAUGCAGCGGAACAGAGCGGAAGAGCUUCGUUGACACAGGUGGAGGAGAAUACUUAGCGUUUUUUUUUUUUUUUUUUUUUUUACAUAAAAAGGGAAACAAAUGGAAAACCGUGAGACAGCGCUAGUGGAAAGCCUGAUAAUAUGGCUGCAGACAUUCAACACUUCAGCACCUUGCAGCACAGUGGAGGAGCUCACCACUGGAGAGGCAAUGUCACAGGCACUUCAUCAGAUAGACUCCACGUGGUUCAAUGAAGCAUGGAUGAGUCGUAUCAAAACAGAUGUUGAGGACAACUGGAGACUGAAGAUGAACAAUCUGAAGAAGAUCCUUCAGAAGGUGGUUGACUAUUAUACAGAGGUUUUAACUCAGGACAUUUCGUACUUCCCUUUGCCGGAUGUAUCCCUGGUAGCAGAACACUUGGAGCCAGCGGAGAUGGGAAGGUUGCUGCAGCUCAUACUGGGCUGUGCUGUCAGAUGUGAGCAACAACAAGAAUAUAUUCAGAUAAUCAUGACCAUGGAGGAGUCCGUGCAGCAUGUUGUCAUGAAAGCCAUCCAGGAGCUCAUGAAAAAAGAUAAUCCAACAGCAUUUGGAACCGAGCUGUCAGGGGACCCGGAACAGCAGGUGAAGAAACUCCUGGAGGACCUUUCUGAACUCAUGUCAGAAAAGGAAGCCUUAGCCCAACGCUGUCAAGAGCUGGACUUGCAGGUGGCCGUUCUUCUAGAGGAACGAAACAGCCUCUUAGCUGAGAAUGAUGUCCUAACAGACCGAGCCAGCCAACUGGACACAUUUGAUGACUCAAGCAAACCUUCAGGCAGAAAGCACAGUCAGCUUCAGCAGCAGCUGGAGGCUCUGCAGGAAGAGAACUUCAGGCUGGAGGCUGCCAAGGAUGACUACCGGAUCCACUGUGAGGAGCUGGAGAAGCAGCUGAUUGAACUUCAGCAUCGUAAUGAUGAGCUUACCAGUCUGGCAGAGGAAUCCCGGGCUCUCAAAGACGAACUGGAUGUUCUGAGGAACUGCUCAGAUAGGGUGGUGAUGCUGGAGGCAUCAGUGGAAACCUACAAGCGUAAGCUGGAGAAUCUUGGUGAUCUAAAGAGGCAGGUGAAGCUGUUGGAGGAGAAUAACAUGACCUACAUGCAAAACAGCGUCAGUCUGGAGGAAGAGCUGCGCAAAGCAAAUGCUGCCCGCGCACAACUCGAGUCCUACAAAAGACAAGUCCAGGACCUUCACAAAAAGUUGUCAGAGGAGACCAGGCGAGCUGACAACAUGGCGUUUGAGAUGAAAAAAUUGGACGAAAAGCAUGAAACGGUGUUGAAAGAAAAAGAGCGGAUCAUCAUUGAACGAGAUUCUCUGAAGGAAAUCAACGAGGAGCUGCUGUGCUCUCAGGCUCAACAGCACCAGCUCUCACUUUCAGGGAUCCUUUCCUCUGCCAGCCCCAGCCAUGAAAACCUGGCAGCAGAGUUAAUUCCCAUCGAGUACAGAGAAAAGUUCAUCAGACUGCAGCAUGAGAACAAGAUGUUGAGAGUGCAGCAGGAGGAAUAUGAACAGGAGAAGAUUGUCACCCUGCAGACCCAGCUGGGGGAAGCUGAAAAGACACACAGUAAACUUGACACGGAGAACAGAUUGAGCCAAGAGCAGAUCAGUGAGUUGCAGCAGCAGGUGGAAGACCUCCAGAAGGCUCUACAGAGUCAGGCUGCCAAACCAGAUGAUUCAAAUCUAAAGAGGAAACUGGACGCCCAUAUGUCCCAGCUGAACGAAGCUCAGGACGAGAUCAUGAAGAAGAAAGAGCUGCUGGAGGAUCUUCAGCCUGACAACACUCAGACCUCUUUGAAGGUGGAUGAGCUGAUGGCUGCUCUGAAGAAGAAGGAUGAUGACAUGCGGGCCAUGGAAGAGAGAUAUAAGAUGUAUCUGGAGAAGGCUCGCGAUGUGAUACGAGCUUUGGACCCAAGGCUGAAUCCUGCCAACGCUGAGAUCCAGGCUCUUAGAAACCAGCUGGCAGAUCGGGACAGACAGAUUCUUAAUCUUGAACGUCAAUGUGAGCAGGCCAGGUUAAGAGAGUAUGAGGAGAAGCUGAUUGUUACAGCUUGGUAUAACAAGAGUUUGAACUUUCAGAAGUUGGCCAUUGAAUCCCGCCUCGGAGGCCGCACCGGCUCCAUGUUCUCACCUGGCCAGUCCUUCCUGACGCAGCAGCGGCACGUCUCAAACGCCCCGCGCAGGGCGGCUUCUAUCAGCAUGCCUGCCACUACCUCCAAUUAGGCUGUGUCACAGCGCCACAGCACCUCACUGCAGUUAAACAGCAAAAAGACAGCAGUGGAAACACUCAAGUGACCUUAAACAUGUCUGCUCUCAGCCUUUGAGGAGGGUCAGACUGCAUAGGAUCAGUGAGCACUUAUCAGAUAGGUCACCCAUCCGAGGUUAAAGCAGAGGUUGUGUUAGUAAGUAGUGAGGUCAUACUCUGCUGUACAUUAGCCUGAAGGACAACCUUGCUGAGUCAUUACUCCCGAAUCCACCUCACAAGCCAAAGCCAGUUGUAGAUUUGCAAUGACUAUCUGCUCCGCCCUGUGAUUUUUGCUUUUGCAUCUUCAUGUUUAGCUUUUAUAACUUGUUUAUGCCUGGCUCUCCUUGUAAACCACUAUACACAGAAGUGAGAGGGGGAAAAGAUCCUUUUAGAAAUGAAGCCUGCCAUUUUAGUUUUAGUAUUGCUUUAAAGGGUGACUUAAAUACUGAAGCCAAUUAAAUGUAAUAAUUAUAUAAACAUUUAAGAAAUGUAUGAUCACAGUGCACAAGUGUAAUCCUGCAGAAUGAAUGGUGUUGAUCCAGCAAUAUCUGGUGCGGGCCACCAAGGACUUCAAAACUAAAUGAAGUCAUAUUAACUCUAAUCGACCCUUGAGGUGCUGCAAUAACAACUCUUAGAAAAUAAAUCUUGGAAUAGUCUGUUAUCUUUUGUAUAUGCUCUCAAUGGGAACUGACAGGCCUUUUUGUUUAAUGUGUAUCUGAUUUUUAGUAAGUCAAUAAUUAUUGAUACAGAAAUUGAAGAUUCAACACCAGCUUUUCAUCUGACGAUCACAACCAGGUUAAGCCCCUACAAAUUGUAACUCAAAAGGUUUUAAUAAAUGUAAUCGAUGUUGUCUUGUUGAUGUUGAUUACAAAAAGAACGUGCACCGUGCUGUUAAAUGUUAUUGUGACUUUUUGUGAUGGACCGUCAUAAAGUAGCGCAUUAUUGUUGACUGGAAGGAGCAUAAUACAUGACUUUCAAAAUUCUUUACAAAUAGUUAUCUGGAAGGUGUGGAGUGUGUAUGUAUUCUGUCCUCAGUCGAUGUUCUGUAGAACCAUCUCUCACUGGGAUUUCAGCUACAUGACUGGUUGGAAAUAUCUCCACCAUCUUUCCACUUCUAGAGGCCUAUUUAUUUAUUUUUUCUAAUCGUCUCAAAGCUCACUCAGACUAGAUGGCCCUCAUCUGAGAACAUUAAUGUCUAGGCCUUGCAAGCGAUUCUUGAUUGGAUCAUGGGUUGGACUUUGACUAGGUCAUUCUAGCACAUGAUUAUGCUUUGAUCUAAACCAUUCCAUUAUCCAGUAUUUAGCACCACCAAUCUCCUCAUUUAAUCUUGACCGACUUCCCUGUAUUGCAGAAGAAAAGCAUCCCCCAUAUCAUGAUGCUGCCACCACCACCAUUUUGUGAUAGGGACGGUGUGUUCAGGGUCAGUUUUCCACCACACAGUUUUACAUGUAGGCCAGAAAGUUUCAGAUGGGACUGUUAGCUAUACUGGAUUUUUAUUUAGGGAUAUGAGUCAGUUAAUACAAAUACUUUCCCCACUUUUCAGAUGUUUAUUUUUUUUAUGUAUGCUAUUCUUUUCACAUCAUAAUUAUGCUCUAUUUUGUGCUAGCCUAUGACAAAUUCCCAGGACGAUAUGUUGAAGUUUGUGGUUUUUAGAAGGUGUGUGAAUGCUUUGCAAGGCAUUUGAAGCUGAUCAGGUUUGGCCGGUUCUUUGUUGCCUUUUCUGUUUAUAUAUUGUCAGCAGCACAUCGCAGAUAUUCUGUCACUAUGGCAAUAUGUGAUUUAUAGAUAUAUGUCACUUGAAUCUCUUUCUUUGCAGCUAAUUGUUGUAAAUUGAUGAUUUAAAAACAGUUUAAUGUCUAAUGAUCUAGAAGGUACAGUCAGGUAGAGGUAGCACAGGAAUCUGUAUAAUGAUAAAUGUUUGUGUGUGUCUAAUUAAAGUAAUGUAUAAAGGAUUUCAGAUAUUUUAAAGACUUAUUUCUCUGAAUAAAUUUUAUUUCGAAAACUG
This is a messenger RNA of Girardinichthys multiradiatus, 4282 nucleotides long. RefSeq names its product hook microtubule-tethering protein 1 (gene hook1). The record is from RefSeq and is a predicted model, not a curated record. Gene Ontology annotation, molecular function: microtubule binding; dynein light intermediate chain binding. Lineage: Eukaryota; Metazoa; Chordata; Actinopteri; Cyprinodontiformes; Goodeidae. Gene Ontology annotation, cellular component: cytoplasm; centrosome. The transcript is spliced from 22 exons. Bases 105 to 2255 code for a protein of 716 amino acids. Gene Ontology annotation, biological process: cytoplasmic microtubule organization; cytoskeleton-dependent intracellular transport.